Astyanax mexicanus (Mexican tetra) is the source of this 8119-nucleotide messenger RNA. RefSeq names its product myosin, heavy chain 10, non-muscle (gene myh10). NCBI's taxonomy places the organism in Eukaryota, Metazoa, Chordata, Actinopteri, Characiformes, Acestrorhamphidae. Gene Ontology annotation, cellular component: myosin complex. Gene Ontology annotation, molecular function: cytoskeletal motor activity; ATP binding; actin filament binding. The transcript is spliced from 43 exons. The coding region runs from base 167 to 6145 and encodes 1992 amino acids. The record is from RefSeq and is a predicted model, not a curated record.
UAGAAGCGGCUCCUGCAGCAGCGCGGAGGGAGACAAGGCUGAGUUUAAUACAUCAGUAAACUGGAUUCUUAUGAAACUGGACGCGCCGGAUUAGACAUUUAUUUCAUCUGUUUGCGCACACAGGUUCCCUCGCCUCCCGCCCUUUGUGGCCUGUCUGUAGUCCCUAAUGCCGGAAAUGGCUCAGCGGAGCGGUCAGGAGGACCCUGAGCGGUACCUCUUUGUGGACCGGGCGGUUGUCUAUAACCCGGCCACGCAGGCUGACUGGACCGCCAAGAAGCUGGUGUGGGUCCCCUCGGAGCGGCAUGGGUUUGAGGCGGCCAGCAUCCGUGAGGAGAGAGGAGAUGAGGUGGUGGUGGAGCUUGCUGAGAAUGGCAAAAAGGCUAUGGUCAAUAAGGACGACAUCCAGAAGAUGAACCCGCCCAAGUUCAGCAAGGUGGAGGACAUGGCGGAGCUGACCUGCCUGAACGAAGCCUCUGUACUGCACAACCUGAAGGACAGAUACUACUCUGGCCUCAUUUACACGUAUUCUGGACUCUUCUGUGUGGUGAUAAACCCAUACAAGAACCUCCCCAUUUACUCAGAAAACAUCAUCGAGAUGUACAGGGGCAAGAAGAGACACGAAAUGCCCCCACACAUAUACGCCAUUUCUGAAUCUGCCUACAGAUGCAUGCUUCAAGAUCGUGAGGACCAAUCCAUUCUGUGCACAGGUGAAUCUGGAGCUGGAAAAACAGAAAACACCAAAAAAGUGAUCCAGUACCUGGCGCAUGUUGCUUCCUCUCACAAAGGAAGAAAGGAUCACAACAUUCCACCCGAAUCUCCUAAACCAGUGAAGCUCCAGAGUGGACUCCUGGUUUAUGGGGAGCUGGAGAAGCAGCUGCUGCAGGCUAACCCCAUUCUUGAAUCAUUCGGAAACGCCAAGACGGUGAAGAACGACAACUCCUCUCGCUUUGGAAAAUUCAUCCGCAUUAACUUCGAUGUCACAGGCUACAUUGUGGGAGCCAACAUUGAGACCUAUCUGUUGGAGAAGUCCAGAGCGAUCCGGCAGGCCAAAGAUGAGAGAACUUUCCACAUCUUCUACCAGCUGCUGGCAGGCGCAGGAGAGCACCUCCGCUCUGAUCUCCUCCUGGAGGGCUUCAAUAACUACCGUUUCCUCUCCAACGGCAACAUUCCCAUUCCCGGCCAACAGGACAAGGAUAACUUCCAGGAGACCAUGGAGGCCAUGCACAUAAUGAGCUUCUCCCAUGAUGAGAUUUUAUCCAUGCUGAAGGUGGUGUCUGCUGUGAUGCAGUUUGGGAACAUCAUCUUCAAGAAGGAGAGAAACACAGACCAGGCCUCAAUGCCUGAGAAUACAGCUGCUCAGAAGCUCUGCCAUCUUUUGGGGAUGAGCGUGAUGGAGUUCACCCGUGCCAUCCUGACCCCUCGGAUCAAAGUGGGCAGAGACUAUGUCCAGAAAGCUCAAACUAAAGAGCAGGCUGAUUUUGCUGUGGAAGCUUUGGCCAAAGCCACAUAUGAACGUCUUUUCCGCUGGCUCGUCCACCGCAUCAACAAAGCUCUGGACCGGACCAAACGACAGGGAGCAUCUUUUAUCGGCAUCCUCGACAUCGCCGGCUUCGAGAUCUUCCAACUGAACUCAUUUGAGCAGCUGUGCAUCAACUACACCAACGAGAAGCUGCAGCAGCUGUUUAACCACACCAUGUUCGUCCUGGAGCAAGAGGAGUACCAGCGUGAGGGAAUUGAGUGGAGCUUCAUUGACUUCGGCCUGGAUCUGCAGCCCUGCAUUGACCUCAUCGAGAGACCGGCAAACCCCCCAGGUGUACUGGCCUUACUGGACGAGGAGUGCUGGUUCCCCAAAGCUACAGACAAAACAUUUGUAGAUAAGCUGGUGCAGGAGCAGGGCUCACACGGCAAGUUCCAGAAACCUCGGCAGCUGAAGGACAAGGCUGACUUCUGCAUCAUCCACUAUGCUGGGAGGGUGGAUUAUAAAGCUGAUGAGUGGCUGAUGAAGAACAUGGACCCUCUGAACGAUAACGUGGCCACGCUGCUGCAUCAGUCCACAGACAAGUUUGUGGCCGAGCUCUGGAAAGAUGUGGAUCGUAUUGUGGGUUUGGACCAGGUGGCCGGUAUGAAUGAGACCGCAUUUGGAGCGACAUACAAGACCAAGAAGGGAAUGUUCCGGACUGUAGGGCAGCUCUACAAGGAAUCCCUGACCAAACUGAUGGCCACGCUUCGAAACACUAACCCCAACUUUGUCCGUUGCAUCAUCCCAAACCACGAGAAGAGGGCUGGAAAACUGGAGCCCCACCUAGUUCUGGACCAGCUGAGGUGUAAUGGAGUUCUGGAGGGAAUCAGGAUCUGCAGGCAGGGCUUCCCCAACCGCAUUGUCUUCCAGGAGUUCAGACAGAGGUAUGAGAUCCUCACCCCUAACGCAAUUCCCAAGGGCUUCAUGGACGGCAAGCAGGCCUGCGAGAGGAUGAUCCAGGCUCUGGAGCUGGACCCCAACCUGUACCGGAUUGGCCAGAGUAAAAUCUUUUUCCGCACUGGAGUUCUGGCUCACUUGGAGGAGGAGCGGGACUUGAAGAUCACAGAUAUCAUCAUCUACUUCCAGGCUGUGUGUCGAGGAUAUCUGGCACGCAAGGCCUUUGCUAAGAAGCAGCAGCAGCUGAGUGCUCUGAAGGUUCUCCAGAGGAACUGUGCUGCGUACCUGAAGUUGCGGCACUGGCAAUGGUGGAGGCUCUUUACCAAGGUGAAGCCUCUGCUGCAGGUGACUCGGCAGGAGGAGGAGAUGCAGGCUAAAGAUGAAGAGCUGGUUAAGGUGAAGGAAAGACAAGUAAAGGUGGAGAACGAGCUGGUGGAGAUGGAGAGAAAACACCAGCAGCUCGUGGAGGAAAAGAACAUCCUGGCAGAACAGCUGCAGGCAGAGACGGAGCUUUUUGCAGAGGCCGAGGAGAUGAGGGCUCGUCUGGUGGCCAAGAAGCAGGAGCUGGAGGAGAUCCUUCAUGACCUGGAGUCUCGUGUGGAGGAAGAAGAGGAGAGAAAUCAGUCACUGCAGAACGAGAAGAAGAAGAUGCAGUCACACAUACAGGACCUUGAGGAGCAGCUGGAUGAGGAGGAAGCUGCUAGGCAGAAGCUGCAGCUGGAGAAAGUGACUGCAGAGGCCAAAAUAAAGAAAAUGGAGGAAGACCUGCUGCUUCUGGAGGACCAAAACUCCAAAUUCCUCAAAGAGAAGAAGCUGCUGGAAGAGAGGGUCAGCGAGAUGACCUCCAUGCUGGCCGAGGAGGAAGAGAAGGCCAAGAACCUCGGCAAAGUGAAAAACAAGCAAGAGAUGAUGAUGGUGGACCUUGAAGAGCGUCUAAAGAAGGAGGAGAAGACCAGGCAGGAGCUGGAGAAGGCCAAGCGUAAACUAGAUGCUGAAACCACAGACCUGCAGGAGCAGAUCGCUGAGCUUCAGGCUCAGAUUGAUGAGCUGAAAAUACAGCUGGCUAAAAAGGAGGAGGAGCUUCAGGCUGUUCUAGCCAGGGGUGAUGAGGAGGUGGCUCAGAAGAACAACGCUCUGAAACAGGUCCGGGAGAUGCAGUCACAACUAGCUGAGCUGCAGGAGGAUCUGGAGUCUGAGAAAGCUGCUCGAAACAAAGCAGAGAAACUGAAACGGGAUCUUAGUGAAGAGCUGGAGGCGCUGAAGACCGAGCUGGAGGACACACUGGACACCACAGCCGCUCAGCAAGAGCUUAGGACAAAGAGAGAGCAGGAAGUGGCUGAACUGAAGAAGGCGAUUGAUGAAGAGACCAGAAACCAUGAGUCCCAAAUCCAGGAGAUGAGGCAGAGGCACGGGACAGCUCUGGAGGAGCUCUCCGAGCAACUGGAGCAGGCCAAGAGGUUUAAGGCGAACCUGGAGAAGAGUAAGCAGACUCUGGAGGGGGAUAAUAAGGAGCUGGUUACAGAGGUGAAGGCUCUGCAGCAGAGCAAACUUGACUCGGAGCACAAGCGGAAGAAGCUGGAAGCUCAGCUGCAGGAAGUUUUGGCUCGUGUCACUGAAGGAGAACGGACCAAGGGGGAGCUAGCUGAGCGCUCUCACAAACUACAGACUGAGCUGGAGAACGUGUCUGCUCUGCUGGAGGACGCAGAAAAGAAGGGAAUAAAGCUGGCAAAAGACUCUUCCAGCCUGGAGAGCCAGCUGCAGGACACACAGGAGCUUCUGCAGGAGGAAACCCGCCAGAAGCUGAACCUCAGCACCCGUAUCCGCCAGCUGGAGGAGGAGAAGAAUAAUCUGCUGGAGCAACAGGAGGAGGAGGAGGAGGCUCGCAGAAACCUGGAGAAACAACUGGCAACCCUGCAGGCACAGCUGUGCGAGACGAAAAAGAAGCUGGAGGAUGACUCAGGAGUCGUGGAGGGUCUGGAGGAGGUCAAGCGGAAGUUGCAGAAGGACGUUGAGGCUACCAAUCAGAGGCUGGAAGAGAAGGCUAUGGCCUUUGACAAGCUGGAGAAGACCAAAACCCGGCUGCAACAGGAACUGGAUGACCUGAUGGUGGAUCUGGACCACCAGAGACAGAUCGUCUCCAACCUGGAGAAGAAGCAGAAGAAAUUUGACCAGAUGCUGGCGGAGGAGAAGAGUGUGUCUGCUCGCUAUGCUGAAGAACGUGACCGCGCAGAAGCUGAAGCUCGAGAGAAGGAGACAAAGGCUCUGUCCAUGGCCCGAGCUCUGGAUGAAGCUCUGGAAGCUAAAGAGGAGUUUGAGAGGUUGAAUAAGCAGCUGAGGGCCGAGAUGGAAGAUCUGAUGAGCUCAAAGGAUGAUGUGGGAAAGAAUGUUCAUGAGCUGGAGAAGUCGAAGCGUACGCUGGAGCAGCAGGUGGAGGAAAUGCGCACACAGUUGGAGGAACUGGAGGACGAGCUUCAGGCCACAGAGGAUGCCAAGCUGCGUCUGGAGGUCAACAUGCAGGCCAUGAAAGCCCAGUUUGAGCGUGAUCUGCAGGCCAGAGAUGAGCAGAACGAUGAGAAGAAAAGGCUUCUGGUCAAACAGGUGCGUGAGAUGGAGGCUGAGCUGGAGGACGAGAGGAAGCAGCGGGCACUGGCGGUGGCGGCUAAGAAGAAGCUGGAAAUGGACCUGAAGGACGUCGAGGCUCAGAUUGAAGCGGCUAACAAAGCCCGGGAUGAGGCCAUCAAACAGCUGCGCAAACUCCAGGCUCAGAUGAAGGACUAUCAGAGGGAGCUGGAGGAGGCCCGCUCUUCUCGAGAUGAAAUUUUCGCUCAGUCAAAAGAAAAUGAGAAGAAGCUGAAGAGCCUCGAGGCAGAGAUCCUACAGCUGCAGGAGGACCUGGCUGCUUCAGAGAGAGCGAGGCGUCAUGCAGAGCAGGAGAGGGACGAGCUGGCGGAUGAAAUCUCCAACAGCGCUUCUGGGAAGUCGGCUCUGCUGGAUGAGAAGCGCAGGCUGGAGGCUCGAAUUGCUCAGCUGGAGGAGGAGCUGGAGGAGGAACAGAGCAACAUGGAGCUACUCAAUGACCGAUUCCGCAAGACCUCCAUGCAGGUGGACACCCUGACUACAGAGCUGGCUGGAGAGCGCAGCACGGCCCAGAAGAGCGAGAAUGCCAGGCAGCAGCUGGAGAGACAGAACAAAGAUCUCAAAGCCAAACUGCAGGAGCUGGAGGGAUCUGUCAAAUCCAAAUUUAAAGCCACUAUCUCUGCCCUGGAGGCCAAAAUCCUGCAGCUGGAGGAGCAGCUGGAGCAGGAGGCCAAGGAGCGGGCAGCAGCUAACAAGAUUGUGCGGCGUACUGAGAAGAAGCUAAAAGAAGUGUUCAUGCAGGUGGAGGACGAGCGUCGCCAUGCUGACCAGUACAAAGAGCAGAUGGAGAAGGCCAACUCCCGCAUGAAGCAGCUGAAGCGGCAACUGGAGGAGGCAGAGGAAGAAGCAACGCGUGCUAAUGCCUCCCGCAGGAAACUGCAGAGGGAGCUGGAUGACGCAACAGAGGCUAGUGAGGGACUGAGCCGGGAGGUCAACGCACUAAAGAACCGCCUCAGGCGCGGAGGGCAGGUCAGCUUCCCCUCAGGUCGCUCCGGCCGCAGGCAGCUGCAGAUGGAGGGUGAAGUUUCUGAUGACGACGCCGACAGCAAAGCCAGCGACGUGAACGAGACCCAGCCUACCCCAACCGAGUAACACUACAGCGCCCCUCUGUGGUCCUGCAGUGCUUAUACACCCUGAACCCCCCAAAACAGCACGCCAGAAACCCUCACUCACCCCAGUCCCAGACACACACACACUUUUUCAAACAUGUUAAUGCACAUCACUAUUCAUUGUGCAACUCCUUUCUCUACAGGCCUGUGCUGCAACAAGCAUGAGGAUGAUUACACACACAAACACACACACACACUACACUACACUACAUUAAAUAAACACUAAUCACUCAGUCAUUCCCUUUUAUAUCAAGGGAACCUCAACUCUGCCUUACUCAAACAUGGCGAAGCUUCAAGGUCGAGUGGACGUUUUCUUUCUUCUAAAUUAGUGAUUUAUUGUAAUGUUAGCCUUGAGAAUAAUUGCUUAAGAUGAAACACUAUAUAGGUUCAUAAGUGCAUUUUAUAUGUGGCGUUUGUUGUUGUGUGCACUCACGGACAAACACGUUCACACACGAGCAGCUGCAGAGCAAUUGGAGCCCUAGUUCAGCAAAUAAUGGUGAAACCACUGCUUAGCUGAAGCUCGGACCGCAAGUUAUACGUUAAACUUACGACUGGAGACCCAAACAAGACGUUGAUUCAGCGUACGAAGACUUGGCUGCACAGACUGCGCUCAUGUUUAACACUAGGAAAAGUACACGACUUUCAGGCUGGCUGGACCUGCAGCUGCUUUGAAUCAGACUGGAAAACUAAGCGAGAAAAAAAAAAAACUGUGAAAAAUCUUCCGCUUCAGCUUUGGUACAAAAUAGAUGAGAAAACUUAAGACAAGCACCUGCAAUCAUUUCUGUUCAAGUCGAUUUUUGGAAGAUCUGCUAAAAGUAUUCAGGAGCGCGAUGUGACGGUAUUUGAUGCUGAUGAAAUUGGAUGUAACUGCAAAGCGCUUGGUAACUGCACAUAUUUACUAAAAGCCAUAAGAGGCCACUCAAACUGGAAGGUGUAUGUCGUACGUUUUGGGAGAAUGUGCACACAGAGAAACGAUGUGUACUGGUGAAGCUGUACUACUUGUUUUUUUUUUUUAAUGAAGGUUUUCUCUGGAAGAAUUCUCAUCACGUAUGUGAAGGAAAAAAGAAACCAUUCGCUGCUUCUUUAGACUUUAUAAACAAAGUGCUUAAGGGAAAAAAAACCCUACAGAAAAUGAAGGAUUCAUCUCAAUCAGUGACUGGAACACUAGACAAGUGAAUGCAUGGUUUAUUCACAGGCACUCUUCAUUUCAUUCAUUUUAAACCCAAAUUGAAAAAAGCAGUGCCACUACACAGUGUUGCUGAAGGAGCUGCUGACGCUAGUAUAUCAAUAAAAAUCAGUAUUGUAAGGAAGGAUGAAUUAAAUCAUCUACUCACCUGCUCCAAUAGUAGUAUUUUAAAGUUAAUGUUUCUUUAAAAAGUGCCUUAGUCACUAAUGAAGAAAAAUAUCCACCAAUAAAUGCAUUGUACAUCUAUAGUGGUGUGUGUGUGUGUAUACAAGUGCAACGUUAACAUGAAGGCAAAACUGGCUAAUUAAAUUAAGAAUAAUAAAAGGCAACACUACAUAAACCUAAAUGCGUUUUUUUUAUUCUUGUUUCUCUCCCAUUUUAUUUUUGUUUCUUUUACUGUGCUUUGAAUCAUAUCUGUUAUACAUCCCUCUUCCCUGCUAUUCUGUGUGUGAGCUAUGGGCCAGCUUCAGUGUUAUAUGUAGGAGCCCCCUGUGUUUGCUGCAGAGGAAGAUGCAGGAUUCCGUGGUAAAAGCUUUACUACCCCCAACGAUCUAGUUACCAUUAUUACAAUUAUCAUCAUUAUUAUUAUUAUUAUUAUUAUUAUUGCUAUUGUUAUCGCUCUUAUUAUUGGACUGGCUGUUGACGACCAGACACUCGACUACAACUAUAUCUCUCCUUUUCUCUUGUAUACUGUUACUGUAUUUCUAGACAGUGAUGAUUUUUUUUGUAAAGGAAAAAAAAAUAAAAGCUUCAUUAUAGAAGAAAACCCGG